Messenger RNA from Prosopis cineraria, 1350 nucleotides. RefSeq lists its product as uncharacterized. The record is from RefSeq and is a predicted model, not a curated record. The transcript has 11 exons. Gene Ontology annotation, biological process: intracellular signal transduction. NCBI's taxonomy places the organism in Eukaryota, Viridiplantae, Streptophyta, Magnoliopsida, Fabales, Fabaceae. Gene Ontology annotation, molecular function: protein serine/threonine kinase activator activity. The coding region runs from base 64 to 1086 and encodes 340 amino acids.
AGAGAACUGUACACAGACAGAUACAAGGACUCGGAGUGGAAAUUCAUCGACGAGCCGAUCGCCAUGUCGUUCUCCUUCUUCAAGAUUCUGAGGCCUAAAACGCCACAGGAGGUGGCCAAGUCUCUCAAGGACAGUCUCGUGGCCCUUGAUACCAAAACUGUUGUCGAAGUUAAAGCCCUUGAGAAGGCUUUAGAGGAAGUUGAGAAGAAUUUCGUGACCAUGAAAUGCAUGCUCUCUGGAGAUGGGGAGUCAGAACCAAAUAUGGAUCAGGUUUCACAGCUAGUGGAGGAAGUAUGCAAAGAGGAUGUUGUUGCUCUUCUAAUCCACAAGUUGCCUAUACUGGGAUGGGAAGCAAGAAAGAAUUUAGUCCAAUGUUGGUCCAUAUUGUUGAAACAUAAAGUUGACUACAAGUACUGCUGUGUAGAAUACAUUGAACAACACUCUGAGUUACUAGACUUUCUCGUUGUAUGCUAUGAUAACAGAGAAAUUGCGUUGAACUGUGGAAUUAUGUUGCGGGAAUGCUUCAAAUUUCCAACACUUGCAGAAUACAUUUUGGAGUCUCCAAGCUUUGAGUUGUUCUUUAAAUUCGUAGAGUUGCCUAAUUUUGAUGUCGCUUCAGAUGCAUUUUCUACCUUUAAGGAUCUUCUUACUAAACAUGGAAAACUGGUUGCCGAAUUUUUGGAAGCUCAUUAUGAUGAGUUCUUUGAUCUCUAUGACAAACUUUUGACAUCUUCUAAUUAUGUCACAAGGCGACAAUCUUUAAAGAUUCUAUCAGAAUUUCUUUUGGAGGCUCCAAAUUCCCAUAUAAUGAAACGCUACAUCCAAGAAGUACGUCACAUGAAAGUCAUGAUGACAUUGUUGAGGGACGCAAGUAAAAAUGUUCAGCUAUCAGCUUUUCACAUUUUCAAGGUUUUUGUUGCUAAUCCUAACAAACCACGGGAUAUAAAAAUUAUCCUGGCAAAAAACCAAGAGAAGCUGCUAGAAUUACUUCAUAAUCUGUCUCCCGCGAAAGGUUCAGAAGAUGAGCAAUUUGAGGAGGAAAAGGAGCUUAUCAUCCAGGAAAUUGAGAGUAUCAGGUUAAACUAAUAAUUGAUUGCUCUGCUAUCAUUCUUUGCUUGUGUAAAAUUGUUGAGUUUUAUGUCUUGUAUAUUCCUUCGUAAUCUGAUGUAUAAUAUUUUCUAGUCGCUGUUUCCCAGAAACUGAACUAAUAGCAUGUAUCUAUGAAUCAGAUGAAGCACCGGGUAUAUGAUGUUGAAAGAAUAAUUAUGUAGUGAACAAAGAACCCUGCUGAGAAAUGGACAAGUUCCAUAGUUAUAAUUGAAUUUCUAAACAUGAGGAUUUUCAUUUUAA